GCUCUCCCUUUCCUGCACUUUGCACCCUGUCCUGUUUAGGUUCUCGCUGCAGCAGUUCGGGUAUUAGGACGUGUAUCAGAUUAUACAAGAGUUCUGAUGUAGAUGGUGAUCAAACUCGGUACAUCCUGCUGAUGUUUGGCUGCUUGAGUAAACAAGACAAUGUCAGCCUUCAAACUAAUAGGACAGCAGUUGGGUUACACCAGGCAGUUCCUGUCACCUUCUUCUGUUCGAGUUCGAAUUCCUGGAGGAUUUCCAUAUGAGGCGUUUGAUGGAGCCGCUCGAGUACGCCCGUGGUCCGUCCUGCAUCUGAUCGACUCCGCCCGAGUGUACUUCUGUAUCCCAACCAUCGAUGACCCUAACAGAUCAUUCGUUGAUUACCACCUCUUGUGUCAAAACAACCUUCCAUUUAUCGUGUCACUGAAACUAGAAAUAGCCCCAGAGUUAUACGACGUAUCGACUCCGAAAGCACCAUUGGUCGUUGACUCGUAUUUAUCCAACAUCGGCAACUCAACAAUGGUCCUUGCUCACAGCGUCAUGCAUCCGGAGAUACCGCAACCUCUUGCAAGGUGCUGGAUCCAGAACGUCUUCGUUUCCAAGACGACACGACUUCCGGAAAAGCUUCCUCAGGAAUACAAAGAAACAUAUGGCAAGUUGUGUGUGGACGGAGAGCCUCUGAUACUGAAGCCACUUUCAAAACCAGCCAAUAGGGAUAUAAUUUCAUCUUUUGAUAUGAGAGUCUACGGAAGUGAGACUGACCCGAAUCUGCAUACGAACUACAUAAACUACCUUCGGUACUGUCUGAAUGGUCUUGCGGCUAUAUCACACAGAGAGCAGUCGGCAAAUAAGCCAACACAGGGCUUUAAUCAUUAUGUUAAGUCGGCAUCCAUGCUGUAUCAAAAAGAAAGUUUGAUGGGGGAUAAUCUGACAGUUGAUGUGUGGAAAGAUGAAGAAAACUCCUAUGCCCUCAAUUUUGAAAUUUUGAAACAAGAUUCUCGGCUGUUUCAAUCUAAAAUUGAAUUGCACAGUAGUGAUAUAUGUUAGCAUGUGAGUAGGCUUGGUGUGACCUGUAUGUGUGCAAAAGACGGACGUUCACCAUGCUAAACAUUCGUUAAUGCAGUUUACCACACUAAUUGUUCAGUCUGGAGGCGUUUUGCUAAAACUGAUUUCCGUGACCAGUGUAUUGAGACAUCCGCACGUUUUUUUUAAGUGGAAAAUGUCAGGGAAGUUUUCAAAUGUAUAUGCUGAUAAUAACUUGAAAUUUUAAAGAGAUGUACAUUUUUAUGAAAUUUUACGAGAGUGGUUGGAUUUGUAUGAAUUUAAAUGAAAUGAGAUUUGAUAAAAGUAAUAACAAAUUCUAAAGCUU
Messenger RNA from Haliotis rubra (blacklip abalone), 1363 nucleotides. RefSeq lists its product as uncharacterized. The coding region runs from base 160 to 1041 and encodes 293 amino acids. NCBI's taxonomy places the organism in Eukaryota, Metazoa, Mollusca, Gastropoda, Lepetellida, Haliotidae. The transcript is spliced from 4 exons. The record is from RefSeq and is a predicted model, not a curated record.